Molecule: messenger RNA, 804 nt
Organism: Uloborus diversus
Lineage: Eukaryota; Metazoa; Arthropoda; Arachnida; Araneae; Uloboridae
Exons: 3
Coding region: 1-804 (267 amino acids)
Biological process (GO): DNA replication
Molecular function (GO): nucleotide binding; DNA-directed DNA polymerase activity; DNA binding
Source: RefSeq, a predicted model, not a curated record
AUGUCAACCUUAAAUGCAAAGACAGCUGAAAUAACAUCCAAUUUUCGAAGAAAUGGGUUUCAAGUAAUAGAAAUAUGGGAGCAUGAAUUCCAAGAGCAAAAAAAAGAAAACAGUGAAUUGAAGGACUUUCUCCUAGGCCACACGAUUAAGGAUCGACUUAUUCCGAGGGACUCUUUUUUUGGAGGACGGACUAAUGCUAUAAAACUGUUUCAUGAAGGAGAUGCAAAAUAUGUAGAUUUUACUUCGCUGUAUCCAUGGGUGAACAAAUACUGUGAAUAUCCUGUUGGUCACCCAACUAUCCUUACGAACAAUUUCAGGGAUGUUGAAGAAUACUUUGGUAUCAUCAAAUGCAAAGUAUUGCCUCCGCCAUCUCUUUAUUUGCCGGUGUUGCCUGUGAGAGAGAACGGAAAAUUGCUUUUUCCACUGUGCAGAAUUUGCUGUGAAACGAUGCAGCAAAGCAAAUGUCGACAUACCGACGACGAGCGUACUAUAGAAGGAACUUGGAUUACAGAAGAAGUUAAGCUUGCCAUAUCGAAAGGAUAUAAAGUUAUCCAGAUACAUGAAGUUUAUCAUUUUGAAAAAAAAUCCAACUCCUUAUUCAAGUCAUAUAUUGAUUUAUUUUUAAAAAUCAAACAGGAAAGUAGUGGCUGGCCUGUAGAGUGUGAAACAGAGGAGCAAAAAGCUACCUAUAUACGAAGUUACGAAGAACGAGAAGGGAUAAAAUUGGACCCUAAUAUGGUAAAGAAAAAUCCUGGUCGGCGGCAAGUUGCUAAGUUAGCACUAAACAGCUUUUGGGGACGGUAA